ACAACAAAUAAUUCCCAACUUUCCCACGCUUAUUCUUAUUCCACACUUCACUCACAGCACACUAACUGCGUGUCUUGGUGCGUGAAAAAAUCUAACGAUUUGAAGCCUCCCAGGACAUGAGGAAAAAAGAAUUACAAAGAAAAAGUGAAAAACCCUGUUAUAUUUCUUUCAUAAGAUUGUCUUUUUUGGAUAGUGAUGGCGAAUAGUGGUGUUUUUGAAGGGGAUUCAGGAAUGGUGGCUAAGGCCACUGAAUUGAAGAAUGAAUUGCAGAAAAUUGUGAAGGCAAUUGUUGAUGAAGAUGAUAUUAAUGUGGACGCAAUCGAUAAAACCCAGCAAAUUUUGGGCGCUUUAAAGGAAUUGAAAUUAAAGAAACCAAUUUCUUUGGAGGUUGAUGAUACCGUGGAGGUGCCGGAGGAAUUUAAGUGCCCAAUUUCAAAGGAACUUAUGAGGGAUCCUGUUAUAAUUUCCACUGGACAGACUUAUGAUAGGCCCUUCAUUGAGACUCGUUUAAAUGCUGGGAAUAGGCUGUGCCCGAAAACGCAGCACGUAAUCUCUCAUACUUUUCUUACACCGAAUAACUUGAUUAGAGAAAUGAUAACGUCCUGGUGCAAGAAUCAUGGAAUUAAAUUGCCGGACUGUGUUCAGCAUUCCAAUUAUGAUGGCUUAACGAAAGCGGAUCGGGACCAUUUUAUUACUUUGUUGGAGAAUAUGUCCAAAAACCUGUCUGCUCAAAGAGAUGCGGCAAAAGAAUUGCGGGAAUUAACAAGAAGUGUGCCAUCAUUCCGAGCACUUUUUGGUGAAUAUCCUAAUGCCAUACCUCAGUUGCUGUUCCCCUUUUCUCAAAAGCCUUCAAGUGAAAUUCUAUCAAGCCUCCAAGAAGAUAUAAUCACAACACUUUUGAAUAUUUCCAUCCACGAUGAUAAUAAAAAGCUAGUUGCAGAAGAACCAAUGGUUUUUCCUCUUCUUGUGGAUGCAUUAAGAACAGGAACAACAGCAACAAUGGGGAAUGGAGCGGCAGCCCUUUUCUCAUUGUCAGCUCUUGAUUCAAAUAAGGAGCGCAUUGGUAAAUCUGGUGCAUUGAAACCACUCAUUGAUCUAUUAGACGACGGGCAUCCAGAAGUUAUAAAAGAUGCUGCUUCUGCUAUUUUUAAUCUAUGCAUUAACCGCGAGAAUAAAGUGAGAGCUGUUAGAGAUGGUGCUGUGAGAGUGAUACUGAAAAAGAUCGUGAGAAGGAUACUUGUUGAUGAGUUGUUAUCUAUUCUUGCCAUGCUUUCAAGCAUUCAAAAGGCAGUCGAGGAAAUGGGAGAGCUUGAGGCAGUUCCAUGCUUGCUGUGUAUAAUUAGAGAGAGCGCCUGUGAUCGUAGCAAGGAGAAUUGCAUAGCAAUCCUUCAUACUAUAUGUUUUAGUGAUCCAACGAAGUGGAAGGAGAUAAGGAACGAGGAAAGUACUUACCGUACAAUCUCUCAGCUUGCUCAAAGUGGGACGUCCAGAGCCAAGAGAAAGGCCGGUGUCAUUCUUGAAAGAUUGAAUCGGGCGGUCAAUCUUACCCAUACUGCAUGAUUGGGUACUCUGAGCACACAUUCUGUAAAUUCUGCAUCUUCUACUUUUCCUUCACAAUGAUUGCAGCAUGUUUGGUAGGGAGAUUGGAUAUAAUUGAACAAAAAUGACAAAAAAGAGCUAAAAUCUCGUUCAGUAAACUAUCCAUUCCCGUCCUUAUCAAACAUGCACUUAGAUUUCUUGUAGUCCCAUCUAGCUUACAUUCUGUAUCUUCUGUUGUCUAAGAAAGACUGAUCCCAUGUUUUGAUAUAGUUACUGUGAAUAAUUACCAUGGAAACCUUUACAGAUAAUAAGUUUCUCUUUCCUAUUGUUCAGUAAUUGACACAUAUCGUCUUUUCAGUA
Messenger RNA from Olea europaea var. sylvestris, 1899 nucleotides. Its product is annotated as U-box domain-containing protein 9-like. Gene Ontology annotation, molecular function: protein binding; ubiquitin-protein transferase activity. The record is from RefSeq and is a predicted model, not a curated record. The coding region runs from base 196 to 1560 and encodes 454 amino acids. Gene Ontology annotation, biological process: protein ubiquitination. NCBI's taxonomy places the organism in Eukaryota, Viridiplantae, Streptophyta, Magnoliopsida, Lamiales, Oleaceae. Gene Ontology annotation, cellular component: nucleus; cytoplasm. The transcript has 2 exons.